Messenger RNA from Loxodonta africana (African savanna elephant), 764 nucleotides. RefSeq names its product cytosolic iron-sulfur assembly component 2B (gene CIAO2B). Gene Ontology annotation, cellular component: cytosolic [4Fe-4S] assembly targeting complex. The record is from RefSeq and is a predicted model, not a curated record. The coding region runs from base 16 to 618 and encodes 200 amino acids. Gene Ontology annotation, biological process: iron-sulfur cluster assembly. NCBI's taxonomy places the organism in Eukaryota, Metazoa, Chordata, Mammalia, Proboscidea, Elephantidae. The transcript has 5 exons.
ACCUGGAGGUCCUGCAUGUCCCUUCCGCCACCCCGUCGUCACGCCACGCCCCUUUCCCGCUCGCCGGAAGUGCGCCCGCCCGAGCGGCAGUGCUUGCCCACUGUGGCCCGCCGGGAUUCCGCGAUGGUGGGUGGCGGCGGCGGCGUGGGGGGCGGCAUCUUGGAGAACGCUAACCCUCUCAUCUACGAGCGUUCUGGGGAGCGGCCCGUGACUGCGGGCGAGGAGGACGAGCAGGUUCCGGACAGCAUCGACGCGCGUGAGAUCUUCGAUCUGAUUCGCUCUAUCAAUGACCCCGAGCAUCCACUGACGCUGGAAGAAUUGAACGUAGUGGAGCAAGUCCGGGUUCAGGUGAGCGAUCCGGAGAGCACAGUGGCAGUGGCCUUCACACCCACGAUUCCGCACUGCAGCAUGGCCACCCUUAUUGGUCUCUCCAUCAAGGUUAAGCUUCUUCGGUCCCUUCCCCAGCGUUUCAAGAUGGAUGUGCACAUUACACCAGGGACCCAUGCCUCAGAGCAUGCAGUCAAUAAGCAGCUUGCAGAUAAGGAGCGAGUAGCAGCAGCCCUAGAGAACACCCACCUACUGGAGGUUGUGAACCAGUGCCUGUCAGCCCGCUCCUGAACCUGACUUUUGGCCCCCAGCCCGUGCAUUCAUGUCCUGGUUCCAGCUCCACCCAGGGCUUGUGGCCUUGUUUUCCUCAAUCACUGACAAUAAGAAACUAACAUUUUGCAUUUUGUAAUAAACCCUUAAUUUAUAUUCAUUUCUCA